UUUCACUGGUACGCGUGUUUUGUCAACUGACUGAUAGGAUUUAUUCCUUCACAACGGUUCAUUUUAAUUUCAGCAAAAUGAAGCACAACUCAAAUGUCCCCGCAUUUCUCACCAAGCUUUGGACUCUCGUCGAGGAUUCGGAUACCAAUGAAUUUAUUUGCUGGAGUCAGGAAGGGAACAGUUUUCUUGUAUUGGAUGAACAAAGGUUUGCAAAAGAGAUUCUUCCCAAGUUUUUCAAGCACAACAACAUGGCCAGCUUUGUUCGACAGCUCAACAUGUAUGGUUUUCGCAAGGUGAUGCACAUUGAUAUAGGCAUAGUGAAGCAAGAACGAGAUGGACCUGUUGAAUUCCAGCAUCCGUACUUCAAACAUGGGCAAGAUGACCUGCUAGAGAACAUCAAGAGAAAGGUAUCCAAUGCACGACCUGAAGAAGGUAAAAUAAGACAAGAGGAUCUCUCUAAAAUUCUCACAACUGUUCAGGACGUCCAUGAGCAGCAAGAAAACAUGGAUGCUAGACUUGCUGCCCUGAAAAGAGAGAAUGAAGCUCUUUGGACCGAGCUUUCAGACCUCAGGCAGAAACACAACCAACAACAGCAAGUCAUAAAGGAGCUGGUGCAGUUCAUUUUCACGUUGGUUCAGAACAACCGUAUGUUAAAUUUGAAACGCAAAAGGCCGCUUGCUCUGAACAGUAACGGAAAGAAGUCAAAAUUCAUCCACCAGAUCUUUGACGAACCCAUAGACCACAGUCAAUCUGCAGUGAAUGGACUAAAAAACAAUUCCGACAUUUCCGAUGAUGUCAUCAUCUGUGAUGUCACUGACGAAGAUCCAGAAGUUACAGAUGCUAUAUCUGUACCGAUUGAUCAAGGAGAUGCUGAAAUCGUGGAAGUCAGUUAUGAAAGCAGCUCAACCACAAAAAACGAAAGCGUAAACGGCAAUGUAACAAAUUUAACCACUCAACAAGAACCAGUACCUAAAAUCACCUCUGACUAUUCACCAAUCAGUAGUGCCCUGCAAUUAAACAAACCUUCAGGUCUGAGUUUAGAGGAUCCAGUCAAGCUGAUGGACUCCAUUCUCAGUGAGAAUGGAGCCAUUUCACAAAACAUCAACCUUCUUGGCAAGGUUGAGCUGAUGGACUAUCUGGACAGUAUCGACUGCAGUCUGGAAGACUUUCAGGCCAUGCUCUACGGAAAACAGUUCAGCAUUGACCCAGAUAUUGCAGCGGAAACUGUGGUGGAAACAAAAGAUGAGAUUAACAAAGGAAAGUCUGAGCCUGAUUACGCAGAUAAGCAGCUAAUCCAGUACACCACAUGCCCUCUUCUGGCCUUCCUGGAUGGAUGCACCCCUCUCGCCCCACCCACAGAUUCCCCAGCUGAAAACCUGAGCCAGCUGGAAGAACCAGCAGAUCUGUUGGACAAGGCCCUGGAGACUGAGACAGAGACCCCACGAAGCUCGCUGAUCAAGCUGGAACCCCUCACAGAAGCAGAGGCGAGCGAGGCCACGCUGUUCUACUUGUGCGAACUGAACUCUGACCUGCCCAGUGCCGAUACGCCAGAGCUGGAUAUCUAAAAGGGAAACAGCCUGCAAAACAGGGACUAGACCUUUGAUUUUCUUGUAGAUAUUCAUCAAAAUGAUGAUUUAUUUAUUUGCCAGAAUGUUUUUGAUACCAUCUGUCCAUGAGUUUGACAUUCCUUCUUGUUACACAUACUUCUUGUUACAGUGUUCACUAGUUAGUGUACAUUUCAUCAUCUCUAGCUGGAGAUCAGGCUGCAGGUAUGUUGCUGGUUUACAUUGCAGCUGUUUUGUGAAACAUGUAUUCUUUUUUUAUAUUAUUGACAAGUUCAGUGAAGAUCAAAGAUUGUUGUGGGAGUCACAGCUAUUCUUCAUGUAUAUGGUAUUGAAGUGCCUGCCUGAUGUCCAAAUCUCACUCUAAAUAGCCGUGAAGAAUUUUGCUUAUGGUUAGCUCCAUAAUGUUGGGCGUUAUACAUUAAAUUGUUGUUAAUGUGAGCUUUUCAUCAUUAUAUUGAGCUUGGCUGUAGCAUUAAAGGAACUUAAACAUG
This is a messenger RNA of Myxocyprinus asiaticus (Chinese sucker), 2056 nucleotides long. RefSeq names its product heat shock transcription factor 2 (gene hsf2). Gene Ontology annotation, biological process: regulation of DNA-templated transcription. Lineage: Eukaryota; Metazoa; Chordata; Actinopteri; Cypriniformes; Catostomidae. The transcript is spliced from 12 exons. The record is from RefSeq and is a predicted model, not a curated record. Gene Ontology annotation, molecular function: sequence-specific DNA binding; DNA-binding transcription factor activity. The coding region runs from base 78 to 1565 and encodes 495 amino acids.